AUGAUAACUUUAACUAAUGUGAUCGACGCACAAAAUUUAUUAGGAGAAACGGCUUUACAUUUGGCCUGUUUACACGCUAAUAAAUAUGUCGCAGACUUAUUAUUAGAUAAUGCCGCUGACGUCACUCUUUUAACAACCAAAGGCCUUUCCGCAUACGACUAUCUCAAAUUCUCAAAUGAACUCUGUGUCGAUAGGAAGCGCCUUGACCCCAAAAUCAGGAAGCCUAAAUUCAUCGCGUUAGGCUCCAAGAAGUCGAAGUCAAGUCGCGACAUCGGCAAAUCGUCGAUGUCCAACGCGACAAAUUCAUUCUUAAUCGAGGCUUUGGAUGAUCUAGAAAAAAAUUAUAGUAAAAAAUCUAUUGACAGGAGAAAUAGAAGAAACUCAAUUUCAAGUUGUUCCUCAGCAGUCGACGAAGAAAGUGGAGUUAAAAGUUCCGUCGAUCCGCCACGUAGCUCAUCGACGGAAUUGAAGAAAAUAGCAACCAAAAAAGAGAACUCGAUAUUUAGCAUGAUUUUCGAGUUCAUCGAGAAAAAGAUGGAAAGUGGGAGCGAUUCGGACGAAAAGGAAACGAAAGAGAAAUCAAAGACUGACGUCAAGAAAAAGAAAGAGAAGAAACUUCCAAAUCCGAUUUUUUACGAAACGGCGGAGGAAAAAAUGCGAAGAUAUGAGAUAGUGACAGACAAUCUCAUGAAAAGUUUACCGAAAAGUCAACCACUGAGAAGCCGAAAAUAUAAUCCCGGCGACUCAUAUCACGUUUUGUCAUUAGAUGGAGGAGGGGUGAAAUGUAUAUAUCAAACCAUUUUAUUAAGAAAAAUAGUGACUGAAAUCCCCGAAUUUUUUGAGAAGAUAGAUUUAAUUGCCGGAUUGAGCGCGAGUUCGUUGAUUUGUGCGUCGAUUUUACUUGGGUAUGACUUGAAUUUCAUAGAAAAACUCAUGGAAGUUGUCAGUUUUGAAACGUUCAAAUCAGAAUCUCAUUUAGCCGGAAUAGCGGGGCAUCAAUUUUCGAAUAAAUUCAUGAAAAUGUUAGCGGAACGGAUGUUUGGUGAUCGAAAGUUAUCUGACCUUACGCGAGAUUGUUCGAUCCAAUCCUUUUUGAUUGAUUCCGGCAAGUACUCAAAUCUGAAUCUUCGGAAUUCGAAGGCGAUGUUAUUUAAUAAUUUUGAGAGCAAGUACAAAUUGGACGGGUAUUUGCGUGACGUUUGUUUGCAGUCAGCCGCGGCACCCGGGUAUUUUGAUCCCUUAAACAAUCACGUUGAUGGCAGUGUAUUAGUUAACAAUCCAUUCUUUUUAAGUUAUCCGUUGAUCAUUGGGGAAUAUGGGAUGGCUAUUCCAAAGGCACAAUUAGUAGUCUUAUCCAUUGGAUCUGGAUAUCCUAAUGUCCCUUAUUAUGAUAUAGAAGAGAUGGGAGAUGCGGGAUUAGUCCAAUGGCUUAUUAAACUAUCCGACUUCACUAUCUUCGCACGAAAGGAAAUGGCGGUCACGGAGAGUAAAGUCAUCUUAGGAGAAAGGUAUCAUCGUUUGGAUCCUAAACUCACGACUGACGUCGAAAUUUGUGACUCGAAAAAUAUUCCUAUCGUUAAACAAAUGGCUGAGGAACAAGACUUAAGCGAGACUUUGGCUUGGAUUAAGAAGUAUUGGUGA
Messenger RNA from Entamoeba invadens IP1, 1641 nucleotides. RefSeq lists its product as hypothetical. The record is from RefSeq and is a predicted model, not a curated record. The transcript has a single exon. Lineage: Eukaryota; Evosea; Mastigamoebida; Endamoebidae. Gene Ontology annotation, biological process: lipid metabolic process. The coding region runs from base 1 to 1641 and encodes 546 amino acids. Gene Ontology annotation, molecular function: protein binding.